Molecule: messenger RNA, 2816 nt
Organism: Mizuhopecten yessoensis (Yesso scallop)
Lineage: Eukaryota; Metazoa; Mollusca; Bivalvia; Pectinida; Pectinidae
Product: caspase-3-like
Exons: 9
Coding region: 120-1484 (454 amino acids)
Biological process (GO): proteolysis; regulation of apoptotic process
Molecular function (GO): cysteine-type endopeptidase activity
Source: RefSeq, a predicted model, not a curated record
CCUACAUCGACUUUCGUUUUUGCCGAAGUUCCUAUAUAUGGAAGCUAUAAAGUACACAGGCAAUGACGAGCCUUUCAUUUUGUACUACCUAUUGGAUACCCACAAAAUAAUCUGACAACAUGGCAGAAGAGGCGUGGAAAGAGGGUAUAAGGAAGAACUUUUCAUCAAUCAUCAAGGAGGUUGCUAACCCAGAUGAUCUUGUGGAGUAUUUCCACCAUACCAUUACACCUCCAUUGCUGAACGAUGACCAAGUCGCAAAAAUACAGGCUGUGAAUGCAACCAAGAAAACCAAGACUCGUUCAUUGAUAAACACACUGAUGUACGGUGAUGAGACAGUUCUCUCGGAGCUUGUUAAAGGUUUACGAGCCACUAAAAAUGAAAAUGUAGCUAAACUGUUGGAACCAUAUGAAGAAAAACUGACACAACAAAGGACAAAGAAGUUACAUCUUCCACCAAAAGUUUGGCCUCCUUCAACUAAAGAACUAGAUGAAAUGCAUGAGGCUAACAUUGAGCAGUGUGAUGUUGCUGAUGUAUCAAAAAGUGGAUAUACUGAGCAUGCAGAGGUUUACACUAUGACAGCAAAAAGAAGGGGACUUGCUGUCAUCAUCAACAAUAAAAUAUUUGGUCCAUUUGGGAAGGCUAAUAGGUCAGAGAGAACAGGCACCGACCUAGAUCGGAACAAACUGUCUCGUGUCCUCAGUCAACUUCACUUCACUGUCAGGAUCUACAACAAUGUGACAAGUGCGGAUAUGCUGAAAAUUGCAGAGGAGAGCAGUACCUGGCAACACCAUGAGGAGAGCGACUGUUUCGUGUUCGUAGUGCUCAGUCAUGGUUGUACCUCAGGAAUAUACGGUACCGAUGGGAACGUCGUCCAUGUUGACAACAUUGUGAAAAAUUUCAAUAAUGAAAACUGUCCCAAAUUGACUGGGAAACCAAAGAUAUUCCUAUUUCAAGCUUGCAGAUCCUCAAGUGAAAUAAACAAUGAACUCAACGAAUCAGGAAAUGUCAGGCCCGACUGCAUGGAAACAAGUGAAGGAUCUGAAGCAUCAUGUCAAGAUAAUGAUGAUGAUGAUGAUGAUGAUGAUGUAUCGAAGGCAUUUGAAAAUCUGCCAAAUGACACUGACCGGAUACAGGCUGACAGUGGUGUUGAUGGAGGACCAAACAAACAGAUUAAAAAAAGCAGCCAUAUCGCUUCUGAUUUCUUAUUUGCCUAUGCAACACCUGAAGGAUACCGGUCCUACAGAAAUGAAAAAAGAGGCAGCUGGUUCAUCCAAGCGAUUGUCUGGGUACUGAAGUACAAUGCUAACAAAGCCCAUUUGCAGGACCUGAUGACAGAGGUCAAUAGAUAUGUAUCAACUCAAAAUGUUCAAGUAUCGGAGAUUCGCACCACUCUGCACAAAAGACUGUACUUCUUCCCAGGAGUUUUCAACAACCCACCAGAAGAAAAUGAUUACAUUGACGAACCAGAAACUGUAAAACAGUAAAAACAGCCGCCAUGAAAUGUACUGUAACAUUACUCAAGGUAUCAUUUCUGACAUUGACACACGGUCAUAGGUUGAGAUACCUUUAUGCUAUAUAAACAGUACUAUGUUUGAUGAAUGCAAAUUUAAAUUCCUGGAUAUUUUUUGCUGUUUGUGACAGGGAAACUUCGAAAUUGUCAUCCACAAGAAAAUUAAAAGAAAAGUUUUCUUCAUUCGUGUCUCGUCGGUGUAGUUUUACAGGGAAGGUAAUGUGUUUUGACUGAAUGAUGUAUGUAUAUUAUGUCAUAGGGAACAACUAUUUAUUUUGUAUAAAUAUCAAAUUAAUUAAUCAAUUUUAAACACAUCAACUAUUGGUUGAGUAAAUGGUUUUUAUUCGCUAUACAAAGUUAUUUUUUAUCUCAAUUGGAUUUUUAUUUCUUCUGUUUUUAGGCACUGAAAUUAUUUAAGUAGCAUUAAGUACAUAAUGUAUAAAGGAUCUGCUAAACAUCUGUUAAAUUAUGUAAAGUAGGGGUUUGAGGUGAUCUUGGUGUCCGUUCACCUGUUGUACACUUGUAGGUAGAAAGAUACAAUUCAAGUACAGGAAGAAGAGAUGUAUCCCAGGCUGAAGGUGAUUAAUUGGAGGGACAUUACAAAACAGUAGAGGUUUAGAUAUUAUAUAUUCGAAAUAGGGGGGAAGUCUUUCAAGGUUUCAAGUACUAGUAUUUACGUUGGAAUGGUAAGAUUAAAGAUAAAUUCAUGACCUUUCCCUGGCAAAGCACUUAAAUCUCUGUUGAAGUAGUUUUGUCUCAAGAGAUGGAGAAAAUAUUACAAAAACACUUUGAAACUGUGAUACACCGUACAUAUGAACACAGUCUGUCACUGAGUAAGUUAUCAAAUUAUUAAAAUAUAUCUUAAUAUUUGCCUGACACUAAUACUGGUAGAAAAUAUUUCAACGUGUGGUGGACUCUUUUUGCAAAUCAAAAAAGAAAAAUAUAAUCAAUACAUUGUAGAAAACCCUGAAAAAAGUUUAUUUUUGUUUUGCUGCAUAUUUGUUUUAUUCCUAUAGAUGAUUAACCUAAAGAAACGGGUUGUAGAUGUUAUAUAACUGUCAAUAGUGAUGAAAUAUGUUGCAUAAGAGACAUAUAUAUCUAACAAAGUAUUUUCAUUGGUUUGAUGUUACUCCUUUCUUUUAUUGAGUUAUUAUUGUUUCUUUGAACGUAUUGCAAACACGAAUUUAAAGGUAUGUGGCUAAAAGCAUGUUAAUAAGGACAAGUGUGAGAUUUAUAUAAUCAUAGCAUGUAUAUCUUCAUGAUAUGUAUCAUUCAUAGUAAUAAAACAAAACAUGUAGAAAUAGUA